Messenger RNA from Meleagris gallopavo (turkey), 663 nucleotides. The record is from RefSeq and is a predicted model, not a curated record. NCBI's taxonomy places the organism in Eukaryota, Metazoa, Chordata, Aves, Galliformes, Phasianidae.
CAGCGGGCGCUGCUGUGCUGCGUGUUGGUGGCGGCGUGGGAGACGGCGUGGGGGCAGCUGCGCUACUCGGUGCCCGAGGAGCUGCCCAAGGGCUCGUUCGUAGGCGACGUGGCCAAAGACCUGGCGCAGGAGCUGGCGGCGCUGGGCGGCCGCGGCGCCCGAGUGGUAUCCCAAGGCAGGACGCAGUAUUUCGCUCUGCAUGCGAGCAGCGGCCACUUGGUGACGGCCGAGAGGAUCGACAGGGAGCAGCUGUGCCGUCUGCAGGAGAAAUGCGUGCUGCGCUGUGAGCUGAUCGUGGAGGGCGAGAUGAAGGUUUAUGCAAUCGAAGUGGAAAUCACGGACGUUAAUGACAACGCACCCAGUUUCGAGGAAGUCCAAGUGCUGGAAGAAAUGAGCGAGACGACAGCUAUAGGAUCCGUGUUUCCUCUGCCUACAGCUCACGACCCGGACGUGGGUGUGAAUUCCCUGCAGAGCUACGCGCUGAGCGGCGACGAGCACUUCUCGCUGUCGGUGCAGGCGGGAGCCGACGGCGAGAAGCGUCCCGAGCUGGUGCUGGCCAAGGCGCUGGACCGGGAGGAGGCGGCGUUUCACGAGCUGCUGCUGACGAGCGACGGCGGCGAGCCGGCGCGGACGGGCACGGCGCGCAUCCGCGUGGCUGUGCUG